CGAAUGAACCCUAGCGCCGAAAGUUGCAAAAGUCGCUCCAAAGCAACCAUCAUUCAGUCCUGAAUAUUCAAUGCCGACAGACCGUUGUCAAUCGAUCUCACCCAUAGCAAUACUCUUUGCCUACAGCCGUUGACCUCCUAGACCUUAUCCGGUUCGUGGGAGUGUAGCCGCACAUCCAGUCAGUUCUCCCACUCCACUGCCAUGCUUGGGCUUUAGCACAGCAUGGUCGCGACAAUGUCUCUCCACACGACCAAACCAUUCGCUCUCUCCGCCUCCCGCCCUUCAUCCUUCCUCCAAGCAUUCCGCAAUCUCUUCUGGACACCAACUCGCUCCCUAUAUGUUGCUACAAACCCACCCAAGUCAAUUCCAGAAUAUCCCUACGGCCCCGCCCGAUUCUACAAACAAUCAAACACAGGUCUCUACGGCGGCUCUAGAAUCCAAUUCGGAAACAAAAUCUCCAAGGGCCGAAAUAAGGGAAAGACAAGACGGACAUGGAAACCCAACAUUCGCCACGAAGAACUCUAUAGCGAAGCCCUAGGGAAGACUUUAAAGCUCAAAGUCCAGCAUCGCGUGCUGAGAACAAUUAAGAAGGUGGGGGGCUUGGACCAGUACCUCUUAGGCGAUAAACCGGCUAGGAUAAAGGAAUUGGGUGUUUUCGGGUGGAAUCUGCGGUGGAAAGUGAUGCGGUCAAAGGCAAUGAAGGAGAAAUUUGAGCAGGAACAAAGGGAACUAGAAUUGAAGGCUGCUGCAGAAUUGGAAUCCGCCGGACAGGAAAAGAUAGCUGUGCCGCGGAGCUCAGAGUAGUCGAGCGGAAAUUUUCAAUUUGGAUGGGAAUGGAUGUGUGCCUUUGAGUUGAUUGAUGUGUCGGGAGGGUAUCUGAGUCUAGGUUUAUCUUAUCUGUUCAACUGGUGUAAAUCGUCAGCCUUGCGCUCUGGUGGUGGCAGGAUGGGGCGGUAGAUGGCUGGAAGAUAUCUCGCACUGAUUGUUCACACACUUACCCCUGCUUACAAUGGGAUGUAUAUUAGACUAUGUAUUUUUUGAUGUCGUGGUAAUCAAUUAAUUUCUUUCUUCUCCAAAAUGUGAGCGUCCAAUCCUAGAUGACUACCGCAUCUGCGCCCCUUGGGUGGCACGCAAAUUUCACAUAUGUGCUAGUACUUUACAAAAUUAACUUUACAAUACCA
This is a messenger RNA of Blastomyces dermatitidis ER-3, 1181 nucleotides long. Its product is annotated as 50S ribosomal protein L24. The transcript has a single exon. Lineage: Eukaryota; Fungi; Ascomycota; Eurotiomycetes; Onygenales; Ajellomycetaceae. The record is from RefSeq and is a predicted model, not a curated record. Bases 223 to 804 code for a protein of 193 amino acids. Gene Ontology annotation, cellular component: mitochondrial large ribosomal subunit. Gene Ontology annotation, molecular function: structural constituent of ribosome.